CCUGCGCGGAGCCCGUGGCCGCGCCUGCUCGCGCUGGGCGCUCGUCGCUCGCCGGCGGCCAUGGGGGAGGCCGAGGUGGGUGGCGGGGGCGCCCCGGGCGACAAGGGUCCGGGGGAAGCGGCCACGAGCCCGGCGGAGGAGACGGUGGUGUGGAGCCCCGAGGUGGAGGUGUGCCUCUUCCACGCCAUGCUGGGCCACAAGCCCGUCGGUGUGAACCGGCACUUCCAUAUGAUUUGUAUCCGGGACAAGUUCAGCCAGAACAUUGGGCGGCAGGUUCCAUCCAAGGUCAUCUGGGACCAUCUGAGCACUAUGUAUGACAUGCAGGCACUGCAUGAGUCUGAGAUUCUCCCCUUCCCAAAUCCAGAGAGGAAUUUCGUCCUUCCUGAAGAGAUCAUUCAUGAGGUCCGAGAAGGAAAAGUGAUCAUUGAAGAGGAGAUGAAGGAGGAGAUGAAGGAAGACGUGGACCCCCACAGCGGGGCUGACGAUGUUUUUUCAUCUUCAGGGAGCUUGGGGAAAGCAACAGAAAAAUCCAGCAAAGACAAAGAGAAGAACUCUUCAGACUUGGGGUGCAAAGAAGGGGCAGAUAAGCGGAAGCGCAGCCGGGUCACCGACAAAGUGCUGACAGCAAACAGUAACCCCUCCAGCCCCAGCGCUGCCAAGCGGCGCAGAACAUAGACACCUCACCCCCGGGGCAGCAGAGGCGUUCUGAUGCUUCAAGCUACUCCUGCCUACCCUCAGUCUUCGGUGAAAGUGCUCAUCUCACAGGGACAGGCGUGCCAUGUUGCCAGCCUGUCGGGGACUCACGGACCUGAAAGACCAGGACCAACCCGGCUGGGCUGCGGAGGUAGCUGAACCCCACUGUGCCUCCUCCCAGGGCUGCCCACCUUCGCCCCCCGCUAGAGGAGGAGGCCGGGAGAAGACUGGACGUGGCAAGCAAUAACACACCGUGCCCACUCUGCCUCAGAAGGGGCACCUCGUCUUCCCUGGCUCCCGCGCUGCGCUGUCUGGCCUUCUAAGCCUCCUUUCUGCCCUGACCGGGACAUCAGGAUGGUGUGGCCCAGGAUGUCGCACUACUUGCCCUGUGCGGACGCCCCCACCCGAGAACCUAAGGACUGGAUGUUUUGCCUCAUUCACUUGUACUGUAAUGAUGUAUAUAAUUUGGUUGGUAUUUCACUAUUUAAUUUUUAAGAAAUGUAUUUUAUACUGGUGUUUUAUAUGAGCAAAAAUACUGCAGAAGUUAAACCUAUGUUGUAUUUUUUCUGAGAUGUUUUGUUUCCAGGUGACAAUUGCUGAGAUAUUUUGCUCAGUUUUUAUAUGCCAGAUACCGAGAAUUUGUAGCGGUUAUUUUUGUAAUUCUAGUGACUUGUGAAAAGACCGAAUGAACAGGCGGAGGGGAAGCACAAGCGCUGGCAGAGGCGGCCCCGCGCUGCCGGGCCGCUUCAUUUGGCGUGAGCAUUAAAGCACAGAAAAUGCAGCUGGACUCGUGUGGUUUUGACAGCCAAGGUGGUUAGCUCUUUAUGCAGUGGAAAAUUUUAUUUUUCUCGGAUUUGUGACUGGAGAGCUGACAAACAAUUUAAUGUCAUUUGAUACA
This is a messenger RNA of Octodon degus (degu), 1591 nucleotides long. RefSeq names its product MRG domain binding protein (gene Mrgbp). The record is from RefSeq and is a predicted model, not a curated record. Gene Ontology annotation, biological process: regulation of transcription by RNA polymerase II. Bases 61 to 675 code for a protein of 204 amino acids. Gene Ontology annotation, cellular component: nucleus; NuA4 histone acetyltransferase complex. The transcript has 5 exons. Lineage: Eukaryota; Metazoa; Chordata; Mammalia; Rodentia; Octodontidae.